AUGGGCCUUUUUCUCCGCUUCAAGCUUCUGAAUGGUCCUCUUUUAGUAUCUAAAAAUAAUGCAUCUCAAUAUCCAAUAUCCAAUAAUUAUAUAGUUGAAACAAAGUUUUUUGAAAGAAGUCUUAUCUGUAAAACUAAAUAUAUUUCAGUUUCAAAAGUAUACUAUACAAUUAAUUGGAAAAUCGGUUAUAUAGAGUGGAGUAUUAGUAGUACCCAAUCUUCAACAGCUGUUAUUAAUAUAUUUUUACAGCCACUAUAUCAUAUUUAUUCACAAAUUAGGUUUCAACUUAUUACUGCUAUUAUAACAGAAGUUAAUAACCAAAAAAGACCACUUGAAGAUAUUACUUCUCAUUCACAGCAAAAUAAAAGUUUUAACAGUUUCAGAAGGGAUAUGCAAAAAGCAGUUAAUGAAUUGAUUGUUAAACAUAAGCUGAGAAAUUUAUCUAAAAAGUCAAUUUUAUAUAUAUAG
This is a messenger RNA of Rhizophagus irregularis DAOM 181602=DAOM 197198, 468 nucleotides long. NCBI's taxonomy places the organism in Eukaryota, Fungi, Glomeromycota, Glomeromycetes, Glomerales, Glomeraceae. The record is from RefSeq and is a predicted model, not a curated record.